GAACACCCGCUGGAAUAGUGUUCUACUGGGGGCAAACAAAAUAGUCAUUCUGUUUGGACAAUUGUGCCGGGGAGCACGCGCCUAGAAAACCCCAAAAACAAGUUCUCACUGGACAGCUGUCCAACCUGCAACCUCCAACGUUAAGUGGAGCACAGCCUAGAAACAUGAAUUUACACCUGCGAGAUUUCCUUGGAAUGGAACUGGUUCACCUACUGGCAGCCAUUGCCAUUCUGGCCGUGCAAGGGACGGAGGCUCAGUUCUACUACCCAAUGGCCACUACGGAGCCACCGGAGCUGCCAGUGGAUCAUCGGCAACGCUUCCUGCUCUACAACCCCUUCAAUGGCCAGCAGCUGGAGCCGCUGCGAUACAUGUCCUUUCUACGGGGCUAUAACCGCCAGGCGGGGCAGGUCAGCGGAAACCUUGUGGAGCUUCCGCAACUCUGGCAGCCCUGCUCCUGCUCGGAGUUCAUCUGCCGGUGCUGCCUGGGCCUGGUUUUCGGUUUCGGGGAGUCCUUCAACCAGCGCGUUUGCACGUCCAUCGAGUACAGCCGAGCGGAUCUGGGCCUCCGCCUCAGUAUCGAAGUGAACCAGAGGUCUGUGGCAAACUUUGGCUUCUCGGCCCGCAACCCGCCAGACUAUUGUGUCCCGCUGCUGCUCCCGCUGCCGCUGUUCAGCUGCCUACGGCUCUACGACAUCCGGGCCUACGGGGAGGGCAAUGUGCAGGUCUGCAUAUCGGUGGUGUUCAAGGUGCUGGUCAGCCAGUUCUUCGAGUAUCGCUUCAACUGCAUCCGCUUUGGAGUCAAUGGAGUACACUUUGUGCGCGAUUCUCAACAGCAGUACCAGGACAAGGAAAAGGAUCAGGGGCAGGCCGGGGAAGUGGAGCUGGACAAACGGGGAGUAAUGACCGUAAAAACACCAGAGAAGGUCCCCAAGAGCUUUAAGACGCCUAAUGACAACUUGGCGGCCUCUGGCAGCCGCUUGGAUUUCCAUCCCAUCUAAUGUGUGUCUUUCUCAUGUUGUGUCUACCAUUUCUCAUCAUGAUCCAUUCCACUCCAUGCCUCAUUCUACAAGUAUUACACGUUAAGUAAAAAAGUGAAAUUUCUGUUAAUUAAAAAGCUUUUUAUUCCGCGCCCCAGCCCCAGCCACAGCCCCACCGUCACUGACAAACAGAGCGCCAUGAAAAUUGCGAAAAUUGCCAAUAAAACUCGAGUCUUACUUCGGUUUUGUGUGAGCGGUGAU
Molecule: messenger RNA, 1238 nt
Organism: Drosophila guanche
Lineage: Eukaryota; Metazoa; Arthropoda; Insecta; Diptera; Drosophilidae
Exons: 1
Coding region: 165-998 (277 amino acids)
Source: RefSeq, a predicted model, not a curated record